Messenger RNA from Fusarium venenatum, 1185 nucleotides. The record is from RefSeq and is a predicted model, not a curated record. Lineage: Eukaryota; Fungi; Ascomycota; Sordariomycetes; Hypocreales; Nectriaceae.
AUGCCAAAAAAUAGGCCAUCGCAGCAAAAACGAAACGAAGCGAAAUACGCAGAGUUGGCCCAAUCACGAAACGAAAUGGAAUUGCAAAAGCACGAAAAUGCCAAGGCUGUAGCAGAUAAUGAUGAUCUCGAUUUUGGAGCCAAGAUUGAUCAAUUGGCCAAGAUUAGAGGGUGGUUCUCUGGUAGCACAACAACCCUUGAUCAAUACCUGGUUGGAACCUUGACUCUUGCACAGACAGUAGACAAUAUCGGGAAACCGAUAGAUGAAGCCUACUCGACUGCUGAUUUCGGUCGACAAUAUUUCGAGCAAGAGAGUUGCGCUCGAACACAACGCGGGUUUUACACUCCCGAGAAAGCCCUUGAGCUUUGGGGUCCGGAAGAGGAAUACCCAGAGCCUCAAGGAGAGCUUGAUCCAGCGAAGUCCACUGAAGCCCAAUUGUGGCAACUGUGGCUUUCGAUCCUUCAUGCAUCGAAACGUAUUCCCUAUUCAGAUGAAGAGCAACAGCAGAAGCUAGUUGAUCUAGUCAAAGCCUUCAAAGCGCGUCCCAAUCCACCGCCACCUGAACCCAUGACCGUCCCACUGAAAAGAAGUUGGAUCUGGGAGUCUGACAAACUGUGGACGGAUUUGUUAGUCCUUGGUAUCUCAGUAUCAGAGACGUUCAACGAUGUGUGUGGCUGCGGAGCUGCCUGGUUGUGGGCAGAACAACGAGCAUGCGAAAAUCUCUUCGCCUUCAUGGCUCGACUCACUUCGAACGGAAUCGAUCUCUCCAGGAUCGGAGUCUCAUGUGUCACUGCGCUGGAGCGAAAUCCGUCUCCAGGAUACAGGCCAUUCCCCGCGCCGCCUGUCAGUGAAGUACUGAGUUAUGAUGUGACGUGUGCGGCGCUCUGGACUAUCAUGGCUGGCAAGGAGGUCUUUGGUAAAUAUCCAGAUACUCGUGACGAAAGAGAUAUACAAGUGGUGGACAAAAUUAUCGCGUUAAGGGACAACGAUUUGCCGUGGAACAGGUCUUUGAAGAAAUACAAGGGACGAGCGCGCUGGGAAACUGCACGGAAGGAAUUUGCUCGAAGAAGAUUUGAAGAGGAAUCAUCGAACAAGGAUUUAUCGGUUGACGCUCGUGAGUUGGCUGCGAAAGCUGCACAGGCUAUCGUUCCAUUAAUUUGGCUUAAUGGACAGAAGGCCGAGUAA